Molecule: messenger RNA, 1152 nt
Organism: Dovyalis caffra
Lineage: Eukaryota; Viridiplantae; Streptophyta; Magnoliopsida; Malpighiales; Salicaceae
Source: the annotation of a GenBank genome assembly
AUGCAAACAAAAAACACUAGAAAAAACGAUAGAAUUGUAGUCCAGACAGAGCAAUCAAUGGAUUUCAAUCUUGAAAACCCAUUAACAAAUUCUCAUGACCUUCACUCUGACACCAUCCCUUCUCAUCUCUUUCUCAUUGAAUCUGAUCACAUGCCUUCAAAGAACUACUUAAACACCCUCAAAGAGAUAGACUUUGAUGUCUCUUUUAGAAGAGAAGCUAUCUCGUCAGUCUCAAGGGUUUCUUGCAACUUUGAUCCAUCCUUGUUCUACCUUGCUGUUAAUUACCUUGAUAGGUUCUUAUCAAGCCAAGGAAUUCCCCAACCACAGCCAUGGGUAUUCAGGCUUCUUGCAGUUAGUUGUGUUUCUCUAGCAGCCAAAAUGAAGGAAGCAGAAUUCCACAUCACUGAUAUCCAGGGUGAUGGUGGUUUCGUAUUUGACACACAAACAAUACAAAAAAUGGAGUUGCUUAUACUUGGGGCAUUGAAUUGGAGGAUGAGAUCAGUCACUCCGUUCUCUUUCAUAUCUUUCUUCUCUUCUUUGUUUAAACACAAAGACCCACCAUUGAGGCAGGCUCUUAAAGCUAGAGCCAGUGAAAUCAUCUUCAAAGCUCAAAAUGAUAUCAAUCUUUUGGAGUUCAAGCCUUCAUUAAUUGCUGCAUCAGCACUUCUCUAUGCUUCUCAUGAACUUUUCCCUAUGCAGUUUUUAUGCUUCAGAAAAGCCAUAUCCAACUGUUCAUUUGUAAAUAAGGAAAACUUGAUCCAAUGCUAUGAUGCAAUGCAAGAAUUAGCAAUGGAUGGUUAUAGGUCACAAUUUGAGAUGGUGUCAAGUUCUGAUACGCCAGUCGAUGUGCUUGGCCGGCGUUUUUCAAGCUCGGAAACAGCAGCAGCAAAAUCUGGCCAGAAAAAGAUAUCAAGAGAAGAAAGAUCAGUGCUUUCUGUAACAAUCAAACGGUUCAGCUUUCUCAGAUGCAACAACAGUGCUGAUAUGGGAAUUGAGUUUUUAUUUUCCUCUUUUGAAAUACUUAAAUCACUGGUCCAUUUGAGUGUGACACUAGCUGCUACAAAUAACAAGGAUGAAAAUGAAAGAAUGAAAGAAAAGACGGAAAAUGGAAUGAGAGUGAUUGGUUUAGAGACUUUGGAGUUGAGAGGUUGA